Molecule: messenger RNA, 1782 nt
Organism: Anopheles marshallii
Lineage: Eukaryota; Metazoa; Arthropoda; Insecta; Diptera; Culicidae
Gene: Sur-8
Product: leucine-rich repeat protein soc-2 homolog
Exons: 1
Coding region: 1-1782 (593 amino acids)
Molecular function (GO): protein phosphatase 1 binding
Source: RefSeq, a predicted model, not a curated record
AUGAAUUUGGGUAGUUCCGGUGGAGGCGGUACCGGCACCUCAGCAAACACUUCUGGUGGCAGCAGCGGCGGUAGCGGAGGAUCCUAUUCGACCGUCUGUGGUGGUGUUGGUACCGGAAGUGCAAACAGUGCUAGCGUUAGUACAGCAGCGAGCAGCGGUGGUUACGGUAGCGGUAGUGGAGGAUCCGGCAGUGAGAUGCCUGCGGAAAUCAUUCGCCCAAAGGUUGUGACGGUGAAGCACCCGGAAUCGAACAAACCCAAACCGACCACCAAGAAGGGGAAAGCGAUCCAGGCCGACGUUGACGUGAUUAAGGAGUUUCAGCGCUGCAAAGAGGAAAACAUCCAACGGCUCGAUUUGAGCAAAUCCUCCAUCACCGUCAUACCCGCUUCGGUGAAAGACUGUACGAGCCUGGUAGAGUUUUAUCUGUACGGCAACAAGAUCUCUUCCCUUCCGCCGGAGAUUGGCUGCUUGGCUAAUCUGAAAACGUUGGCACUGAAUGAAAAUUCGCUAACGUCGCUACCUGACUCACUGCAAAACCUGAAACAGUUGAAAGUACUCGAUCUGCGACAUAACAAACUAUCGGACAUACCCGAUGUGAUCUACAAGCUGCACACGUUGACCACGCUCUAUCUGCGCUUCAACCGGAUUCGUGUGGUUGGUGACAAUUUGAAAAAUCUAAGCAAUCUGACGAUGCUCAGCUUGCGCGAGAACAAAAUCCAUGAGUUGCCAGCAGCAAUCGGCCAUUUGGUUAAUCUGACGACACUCGAUCUCUCGCACAAUCAUCUGAAACACCUGCCCGAAGCGAUCGGUAACUGUGUCAACUUAACUGCGUUGGACCUGCAGCACAAUGAUCUGCUGGACAUACCGGAAUCGAUAGGAAAUUUGUUGAACCUAAUGCGACUCGGGCUACGGUACAACCAGCUCACGUCAAUUCCAGUAUCGUUAAAGAACUGUACGCAUAUGGACGAGUUUAACGUGGAAGGGAACGGUAUUAGUCAGCUACCGGAUGGGCUAUUGGCCAGUCUGAGCAACUUGACUACGAUCACGCUGUCGCGGAACGCAUUUCACAGCUACCCUUCCGGUGGACCAGCGCAGUUCACGAACGUGACGAGCAUCAAUCUGGAGCACAAUCAAAUCGACAAGAUACAGUAUGGAAUAUUUUCCCGUGCCAAAGGAUUAACUAAGCUAAACAUGAAGGAAAAUGCACUUACCUCACUGCCGCUCGAUAUCGGUACGUGGACGCAGAUGGUGGAACUAAACUUUGGCACAAACUCGCUGACGAAACUACCGGACGAUAUACACUGCCUGCAAAACUUGGAAAUACUGAUCCUUUCCAACAAUCUACUGAAACGAAUACCGAACACGAUAGGUAACCUGAAGAAGCUGCGCGUGCUUGAUUUGGAAGAGAACCGACUAGAAUCACUUCCAUCAGAGAUUGGACUGUUGCACGAUCUGCAGAAGCUGAUACUACAGUCGAAUCAACUUAGCGCGUUACCGCGCACCAUCGGUCAUCUGACGAACCUGACGUACCUGUCGGUUGGGGAGAACAAUCUGCAGUUCCUGCCGGAGGAGAUCGGCACGUUGGAGAACUUAGAAUCACUUUACAUCAACGAUAAUCCGUCGUUAAUAAAGCUACCGUACGAGCUGGCCCUGUGUCAAAAUCUGGCGAUUAUGAGCAUCGAAAACUGUCCCCUGUCGGCGCUACCGCCGGAAGUUGUCAGUGGUGGACCGAGCCUCGUAAUACAGUACCUUAAACUUCAUUCGCCCUACCGACAGAUGUGA